AUGACAGAAAGUGAUGUUGAAGCAUUGUUGCAAUAUGUUGAUGCAAAGAAGAAAGUCAGAAUGAAAGUUACUCCUGCCAUUAAAACGUUUGCAGAUGAACAUAAUUUCAAUCCAAAUCAAGCUAGAAGCCGAUUUUAUGAAAGGAUGAGGUUAAUCAAAUUAUUGAAAGAACAAUCAACAUCAUCAUCAACAACAUCAUCAACAACAGCAACAACAACCCACAACUCAAAGGAAAUGAAUGUUUUACCCGAUGUUGUGUCAAGAUUGAUCAAGGAAGAACAACAGAAGCAAGAACAAAAGAAAAGAAAACAACAGCAAGUUGAUGAUGAGAAUGAUGAUGUUGAGAAUGAUGAGAACGAGGAUGAAUACGACUUUGACAAGUUGUUGGUAUCAACUCCAGGCAAGGUUACCACUGUAAAACAAAGUUUAUCUCACACAGGACACUAUCUAAGAAACAGAAUAGUUUCAUUAACUUUCACUGUUGCGUCUCAGCCUAACAUCAACAAGAUGGUCAAGAAACUGAGUAACAUAAAAUGUCGGAAGUAG
This is a messenger RNA of Naegleria fowleri, 546 nucleotides long. RefSeq lists its product as uncharacterized. The record is from RefSeq and is a predicted model, not a curated record. NCBI's taxonomy places the organism in Eukaryota, Heterolobosea, Eutetramitea, Acrasida, Naegleriidae. The transcript has a single exon. Bases 1 to 546 code for a protein of 181 amino acids.